CAGAGGGGCGGGGCUUAUCCGGAUCUUCAACAUCCAGCCUACCGUCAUGCUUAUUGUGUAAAUCUUUAAAAAACAAUUAGCUGCAGCAGCGCUUAAACCUUCCGGAUCGCCUCGAUUAAUUGCAUAUUAUUGUCUUAACGGAACACGGUUUUUGUUUCCGCCAGGUGUGAUUUAAAAGCGGACGACAUCAACCAUGACCGACAGGAAGGCAGUGAUCAAGAACGCGGACAUGUCCGACGACAUGCAGCAGGACGCCGUGGACUGUGCCACCCAGGCCAUGGAGAAGUACAACAUAGAGAAGGACAUCGCUGCCUACAUCAAGAAGGAGUUUGACAAGAAGUAUAAUCCCACCUGGCACUGCAUCGUUGGGAGGAACUUCGGCAGCUACGUCACCCACGAGACGAAGCAUUUUAUUUAUUUUUAUCUGGGCCAAGUGGCCAUCUUACUCUUCAAGUCUGGCUGAUCAGUUUCUGGUGGGUAUUGAGGGAGUUUUUCCUUCCGGAACCUGAAUCUGAAAUGCACCGGUGGCUGAUGUCUCCCAUACACUAAUAACAUACCAUAACGAUGCAAAACCCGCCGUGCGCAGCUGCAUGGACUAUACACUAUAUAAUAUGUAUGUUACAGUAAGUUUACUUUCCAAUAGUUGCCAUUUGAAUGCAACUGAAGUUGUUUUUGUUGAAGCUGUUAAAUUCUAGGUUGUUCAUUUCAGCGUGGCCCUUGAUUGUAGGAUAAAGGAAAGCUGAAGAAUGUAGUGGUUCAUCUGCUUUCCUGGUUAGAUGUUUCCAUUUGAGAUGGUAAAAUCACACCACGGUCACCAGUUUGGGAAUUCAUUUUAACCCUUUUUUAGCGUCCGAUCUUAAAUUAUUUAAUGGAAAUUAACUUUUUUUUUU
Messenger RNA from Nematolebias whitei (Rio pearlfish), 890 nucleotides. It is a transcript of the gene dynll2a, whose product is annotated as dynein, light chain, LC8-type 2a. Lineage: Eukaryota; Metazoa; Chordata; Actinopteri; Cyprinodontiformes; Rivulidae. Gene Ontology annotation, biological process: cilium assembly; microtubule-based process. The transcript is spliced from 3 exons. Gene Ontology annotation, molecular function: dynein intermediate chain binding; dynein light intermediate chain binding. The record is from RefSeq and is a predicted model, not a curated record. Bases 194 to 463 code for a protein of 89 amino acids. Gene Ontology annotation, cellular component: cytoplasmic dynein complex.